Messenger RNA from Alternaria atra, 1455 nucleotides. RefSeq lists its product as uncharacterized. The transcript has 2 exons. The record is from RefSeq and is a predicted model, not a curated record. Gene Ontology annotation, molecular function: tRNA-guanosine(34) queuine transglycosylase activity. Bases 1 to 1455 code for a protein of 484 amino acids. Lineage: Eukaryota; Fungi; Ascomycota; Dothideomycetes; Pleosporales; Pleosporaceae.
AUGCUCGAGUUUACGCUGCUCAAGACAUCAGGCUCGCUUGCACCGCGACUUGGCCGCCUGUCGUUCCCCGGACGCAAGAGCAUUCUCACACCCGCCUUCAUUGGCAACACCUCAAGAGGCGUCAUCCCCCAUGUGUCCCAGGACAACUUCCGAAGGAGCGCCGAUAUUAGUGGGGUCUACGUCGCGCUUGAGGACUUCGUCGAGAAGCAUCCGCACAAGACUCCCCCAAUUUUGCAAUAUGACGUGCCAGAGCCCUUGCGCAAAUUCAUUGCCCUGCCCGAAGACACGCUCUUGAUCCUGGGUGCGCGUCGCAAUCCACCCAUCCCAAGCCCUCACGCGAAUUCCAACACGGAGAUAGGCCUCUUGACGUCGGUCGGCUUCGCGGCUCUCAGCUCCGAGUACUAUGCCGCCGCUGCACGGAAGUUGCAGCCAGACGUCGUGGUGGGACUGGGCGAUAUACCAGUCGGACAGGAUGCCAUCAGUCUCAAGCGGAAAGACAAGAUGAGCGAUAGGACCGAGGUAUGGCUGCGCGAUAUAGUAGCCAAGCAGGACACCAUCGAGAAGGGAGAGAAAGCAUGGAGCAUAUUUGCGCCUAUACUGCCCAUUGAGCGCGAUCUGCAAUCAUGGUAUCUGGAUCACUUGCUCGACGACAUGGUGAACAAGAUCAGCGGCCUUGCAAUAUACGAUGCCUAUCUACUCGAUGACCUACCCGACCAGCUUCAGCAUCUCCCAAGAUUAUCCUUCCAUAUGCCUUCCAGCCCACAAGAGCUUCUUCGCCACGUCAGUUUGGGCGUGGACGUCUUCACCGUGCCCUUCCUUGCCGACGCGACUGACGCGGGUAUCGCCCUCGAUUUCACAUUCCCAGCGCCCGUCCGAGACACAAGUACAGCCGCGCGCCGUUCUCUGGGCAUCGAUAUGUGGAGUGGCGACCAUGCUUUGUCUGUCACUCCGCUAUCCGAAAAUUGCACGUGCUACGCCUGCACCAAGCACCAUCGUGCCUUCAUCCAGCACCUGCUUGCCGCCAAGGAAAUGCUUGGCUGGGUGUUAAUCCAGUUGCACAACCACGCCAUACUUUCUACCUUCUUCGCCGGCGUUCGCACCUCCAUCGAAGCGGGCACCUUUGAUACCGACGCCGCUGCUUUUGAAGCCUAUUACGAGCCUGCCCUUCCCGAGAAGACUGGUCAAGGGCCGCGAAUCAGAGGUUAUCAAUUCAAGAGCGAAGCGCAUGCGAACAGGGAGAAGAAGAACCCCAGAGCUUUUAAGAAAUACAGUGAAGACGAGAUCCUAAGGCUCAAGGCUGCCCACGGGCAACAACCAAAUAGAAAACAUGUGACGAGAGAUCUGAUCGACGAUGAGGCUCUGUUAGGCUUGGUAGAGAUGGAAGAGGUUGUAGUUGAUGCGGACCCGGCUAUGCAGAUGAAUGGCUUGAGAUUGGAAGAUGAUAAGAGAGCCUAG